Gigantopelta aegis is the source of this 4400-nucleotide messenger RNA. RefSeq lists its product as uncharacterized. Lineage: Eukaryota; Metazoa; Mollusca; Gastropoda; Neomphalida; Peltospiridae. The transcript has 7 exons. Bases 5 to 526 code for a protein of 173 amino acids. The record is from RefSeq and is a predicted model, not a curated record.
CAAGAUGGUUGAGAAAAAGCUUUGGAUUCAACUGAAGCGUUUGGAUCUGAAAGACAUUGAGCCAGUUGCAUCGUCCGCAGAAUGUCUGGAUAUCGGGAAGGAGCAGAGUGCUGAUGCCAUCAGACACAUUCUCAAGUCACACUUCAACAUUUACAAUGAAGAUCUCAUACUCAGGUUACGGAAUCACAACGGGUCUCUUGUUCCAGUUAACAGGAAACUUGUCACCAACAGCAGAGAUGAACCGUACGUAUUGGAGAUUGUACGAGUUUAUCAGCACUCACAUCCCCUUGAAUGGAGUCCAUACAGAGCGCCGUAUGAUGAGGCCAUCAAGAAGCAAAUAAAGGAAAUCACCACCAGGAUUGAGAAACUGGAAGAAUCUGUACCGGAGCUGCAUCACCGGAGGUUUGCUAAAAUUAAUGCGGAAAUGGUUGAUUUGGACCAGAAGCUGGGCUUCAUCAACAAGAGAAUAAAUGAGGCAGACAGCACACAUUGGCGGGGGAUGUUCAAGAGGAACCCCCUUUGGUGAUACUGUCACACUCACUGGCAGAGGAUGUUGAAGAGAAACCUCCCCUCUGGUGAUACUGUCACACUCACUGGCGAGGGAUGUUGAAGAGAAACCUCCCCUCUGGUGAUACUGUCACACUCACUGGCGAGGGAUGUUGAAGAGAACCCCCUCUGGUGAUACUGUCACAUUUACUGGGGGGGGGGGGGGGGUUCCAAGAGAACCCCCUCUGGUGAUAUUGGUGCAUUCCUGGCUGGUCCAGGCUUGAUGUUGACAGCUGAGAUCAUCAUUUGAAGACUUCUGCCUUGACACAGAAAACUGCAUCUGUGUUGUGAAAGAUGACCAGAUCCCUGGGUUUAUUUCUCCUGUGAAGAUGGUUACAUUAAAUGCACUGACCAUAGAUAUUUGUCAGUGUGAAAUAUUUUUGGCUCUUACACUUUUGUGACUGUUAAAAUUGCACAUUAUUUGCCAUUUGUUGUUUAGAUGAUCAAUUUUAGCAAAUCCAGUCUGUCUUUCUGGUCAUCCUGGUGAAUUGUAGUCGCAAGUCAAAUACAGAUUAUGUUAAACAGAAAAAGUUUGUAUUUACGAAACUAGGAUCAGUGCAUUUAAGACAAGUUUGAUUAUGUAUUGUUUGUCAUUUCUCAGUGUUGUGAGAACCCAUAUUGUCAAAUUAAUUGUACGGCAACCAUGCCAGCAGGUGAUUGAGGAGACAAGAUUUUUUAAACUGUUGAAGUCUUUUGUUGGGUGGCUGAUAUUUAUGUUACAGUCGAUGUCUAAAAUCAGGCAAUUUGUUAAUUUACCGAUUUACUCGGACAGUUUAUAAAUUGUCUAAAUAUUUUAGUCAUUUUACAAAUUUACUAGAAAAUCAGAGUACAUGUAUUUAUUUGACAGAUUCACUAAAAAAGAAUCUGGGGAAGGAAACUAAAAAUGUAUAUUUUAUGUUAACUUUACACAGGGUAAUUUAUUAUAAGAACAAGAAUUCAAAACAAUAAAAAAUGACCUCCUGUAAACUGAUUUAGCAUAACAUUGACUGUAACACACACACAAUACUUGUAAUUGGUUCAUGACUUGGGAUAAUUGGCUUUAUCCUGUGAAUGAUGAACCAUUCAUUUGUGGGUAGCAUAAAGUUAGUAUCCUAUUACUUGGGAUAACUGGCUUAAUCCUAUAAAUGAUGAAUUCAUUAUUCGUGGGUAGCAUAAACUUUUAAGCCCAUAUUCUAUAUCAUUAACCAGAUAUUUUUAUCCAGCAAUUCGGCAACAUAAGAAUAGAAAUGAUAUUUGUUAAGUUUUGAUAUGCAAAUUUUGUUGCAUCUAAGCUUGCUAGUCGUUUGAAGUGUACUGUCCUAUAAGAUGAUAUAACGUGAUAUUUGGUGUGAGGUUAUAGGUUAUCUCAGAGGUUUAAUUAUUGUCUGUUAUUUCUUUCACGUUCAUCAGGGUAUGAAAAAAAAAAAUCAUCCACACAUUGUGUGAAUCGGUGAAGCUGUUCUUACAUAAGAUUGUGGAUGAUUUUUUUUUCAUACCCAGAUGAACAUAAAAGAAAUAACGGACAAUACUUAUAAUUAAAUUUGAAUCAUACUUGCUAAUAAGAACAACACUAAAAGUUCAUACUUUAUUUUGAAUUAUUUUUGGUCCAUAAACAAUAACGCUCAAUAAGAUAACUUGCCCAUAUAAAAUGACGUUCCCUGAUGAUGUAAUUUGUUCACUCAUCGAGAAUUGAACAAACUCCCGUUGCAAUGUCUGGACCAGUGAGAUGACGUUAUAUUGUAAUGAAUGUAACAGAAAUUUAAUUAUUUUAAGGUAAACAAUUUUAUUAAAUAAAUAUGUUUUGUUGUAUCAAUUGACACAAAAAUGUUUUUCUGUUUACUAACAAUAAUAAUACGCAAUAUAUUUCUUGUUUGAUCAUUAUUUAUGUGUUUAGUGGCCAAGAAAAGCAUUAUUGGCUUUUAACCUGUCAGCAUCUGUUUCAUUCAGCAAUAUAUUUAAAAGAGGUAUUAAGUUAUGAAAGAGUUACAUAUUAUAUUGUGAUGUAUACUUUUUUUUGACAAACUGUGACUUUUCUCUGGCAUGGCUAUGGGCAUCUGUCUCUUACAGGAAUUAGACAAAAACAUUUAUUUUUGUCUGCAAAAUAUUUUAUUAACAAUCAUCUUUUCCAAAACUAUAGUAUAAUGGUUUUGUUUUACCUUGUGGUACUUUUUGAGAGCUAAAUCCAUACGGAUAAACGUAUACCGGUACCUGCAUGUCACUUGUCAUAGCGUGAAGUAUACAAGUGACAUUUUAUAUUAUUUCUCUUACAACUCUCGGCAGUUUGGUUUGUGGGUGUGUCCAUGAUGAAUAAUGCAAUGUAUGUGCUGUGUCGGUGUAUAACUGUGUUUGUGCUGGGGGGGUCAUUAAACAUUCAAUCAUUGUGUGUAGUUGGAUCUUGUAUCAUUUUGUACUUAACUACUGGUUUACUUUAUUGCAUACCCAUUUAAUAUUACUAUAGUAAUAAAGACAAUUCUGACGUGCAAUAAUAAUACAAAUUAUUCAAUAUGUGUGAUACAAAAUCUUGCAUGCAUAGUACGUGUUACCCGAAUGACAUCAUGUUCCUAGCCAGUACGCUCAACGUUAUGUCAGUUCUAUAAAAUUCAACCAACUUUCCAGACGAAGUAAGUUGUGUUAUUUAAUUAAACUUCUGUUAAUCAUAAUAGAGAAAGGUGGUAUGCAAUAAAUACAGAACCACAUACCAGAUGUUUUGCUAUGUUAUUUAUUGCACUUGUUUAUUUAUUGGACUUUUUAUAGUGCGCAAUAUUUAUACCACUCGACCACUAUGAGGUCUCUUGGUAUAGUAGCGGUCAAGUGGUAUAAAUUUUGCGCACUAUAAAUGAGUGCAAUAAAUAACAUGGCAAAACAACUUGUAUGUUGUUCUGUAUAUGUAUUGGUACAUUCUGAAAGCCGAUGCACUGACCAGCAGUGCAGGUAUCGGAUCAGUGUAGGUAGAUGUAGACUGAUGGGUUUCACCACAUGCCUCGUUGGGUUAAUGCGACCUUCAGUUAAUACUUGUACCUCGGUGGAUAUAAAUAUAGGACGGGGUGGUAGGAAGGAGUUGCUCCACCUGAAACAGAAAUUAUUUAAAGUUUACAAAUGUUCUUUGGUCUAGCUGGACAAGACCCUAUAUUAUUGUGCCCCGAUUUCUUUUUAAGACCCUCCCCCUUUAUUUGAGGAUGCAUGUAGAUCUGGCCCUGUUCUCACACAGAUGUCAUUGAUACUGAGACUUGAGACUCAGGAGCCCUGCAUCUUUCAGUUUAUUUCCUUCUCAACAUGGUUUUGUUACCAGAUAACAUUUUGUUUUCAAAAAAUAAAUUUGUUUUAAUAAUUUAGAAUCAUGUAGCAUUACAAUCUAAAAUUUGCAUAGCAAAUUGUGAUGCAAUACUGAACAAAAUAUUCUUUGGUUAGGCUAAUUGUCAAACAGUGUACUGUUUAUAGAAAAUCACAGCAGGAUUGGGGGUGGGGUGGGGGGGGGGAGGGAGAGGAAAUGGUAAAGUUUUAGUUUAGAAGCACAUUUUUUUAAAACAAGACUAUUGAAUAACACAUCUCCAAAACAUUCAAGAAGUUGGUUUGGCUUGCCUCAUGCUCACUCAAAUAUGGAAAGUGGCCAGUGUUUGUGCACUCCCCUUUAAUCAUUUUACUGUUGUGUGUGUUGUUGAGAUACUUAUUUUAUAAAUGUUAAAGUUUGUGUUAUUUAACGACACCACUAGAGCACUUUAUUUAUUUAUCUUUGGCAGCGAUUGGUACCAUCCUCGAUGGCGUCAUGGUUAGGCCAUCGGUCUACAGGCUGGUAGGUACUGGGUUCGGAUCCCAGUCGAGGCAUGGGAUUUUUAAUCCAGAUACCGACUCCAAACCCUGAGUGAGUGCUCUGCAAG